This is a messenger RNA of Acanthopagrus latus (yellowfin seabream), 3391 nucleotides long. Its product is annotated as histone acetyltransferase KAT5. NCBI's taxonomy places the organism in Eukaryota, Metazoa, Chordata, Actinopteri, Spariformes, Sparidae. The coding region runs from base 68 to 1861 and encodes 597 amino acids. Gene Ontology annotation, molecular function: histone acetyltransferase activity. Gene Ontology annotation, biological process: regulation of DNA-templated transcription. The record is from RefSeq and is a predicted model, not a curated record. The transcript has 16 exons.
AUUUCAUCUUUGCUGUAGACCGGCAUUUUCCCACAACACCCUGCUCCUGCUCUCACAGAUUUCGAAAAUGGCGGACAACUCAUCUUCGGUCGAGAUUGUCGAGGGCUGUCGCCUUCCCGUUCUUCGUAAAAACCAAGAACACGAGGACGAAUGGCCCUUGGCUGAAAUUCUAAGUGUGAAGGAAGUUUCUUUGAGAAAGCUUUACUAUGUUCACUACAUUGACUUCAACAAGCGCCUGGAUGAGUGGGUCACAGGAGACAGGCUGGACAUGAAGAAGCUUCAGUUCCCUAAGAAAGAAGCUAAAACACCAACGAAGAAUGGUCUUCCAGGCUCCCGUCCCAGUUCUCCAGAAAGAGAAGUGAGGAAGAGUCUAGAUCUCAACGUACAACCUGCCACAGCUCCUUCCAGAGGCAAAACCCUCCCCACACCGCUGUCGGGUCAUGGAAAUCAAGAAAUAAACAACCAUGACACAAAAAAAGAAGAUGAUGAUCAAGUUGUGCAGAUCACAUCUGGAAGUGGUGUAACACACAAUGUAUCCAAACAUUUGUCAAGUGUAUGCACUGGAAACGUCAAGCCACGUUUCAGCUUCAAAUCUGUCAAGAAGAGGAAAGUAGAGGCCGUCCCCUUGGCGACUCAGGUAUCCCCGGCCACCCCUGUGCCCUCCCUGCCAAGUUCAGCUGAAGCCACUCAGGCAUCUGUUUUUCCCGCUGUGAGGGAAACCAACACCUUCAAAUCACGCGAAGAUCAUGAACAGCUCGCCUCGCUCACAACGAACGGCACUGCCCGGCGACUCGUCCCCUCACAGCCCGGGAGGAAGAGGAAAGCUAAUUGUGGAGGCCCUGACGAGAUGAUAAAGGUUUUGCAGUAUAACAACCCUCAAAGUGCCAGUGUCUUUCUACCACCACCAGAGGACUCCCAGGACAGUUCAGAUGGCAUCCCUACUGCGCCCCGCAUGACAGGGAGUCUGGUGUCCGACCGCAGCCACGACGACAUCGUCACUCGGAUGAAAAACAUAGAGUGUAUAGAGCUGGGACGUCACAGACUGAAGCCCUGGUACUUCUCACCGUACCCACAGGAACUCACCACAUUGCCCAUCCUCUACCUCUGUGAAUUCUGUCUCAAGUACCUCAAAAGCCUGAAGUGUCUCCAGAGGCAUUUGACAAAAUGUAAUCUAAGACAUCCGCCAGGCAACGAGAUCUACCGCAAAGGCACCAUCUCAUUCUUUGAGAUUGACGGCAGGAAAAACAAAACUUAUUCCCAAAACCUGUGUUUACUCGCUAAAUGUUUCCUGGACCACAAAACCUUGUAUUACGACACAGACCCUUUCCUGUUCUAUGUUAUGACUGAGUAUGACUCCAAAGGCUUCCACAUAGUGGGAUACUUCUCUAAGGAAAAAGAGUCGACUGAAGAUUAUAACGUUGCCUGCAUCCUGACGUUGCCUCCCUACCAGCGGAGAGGUUAUGGAAAACUGCUCAUUGAGUUCAGUUACGAGCUUUCAAAGGUAGAAGGGAAGACCGGAACUCCUGAGAAGCCACUUUCUGACCUCGGCCUCUUGUCCUAUCGCUCCUACUGGUCCCAGACCAUCCUCGAAAUUCUCAUGGACCUCAAGCCUGACAAUGGAGAAAGGCCACAGAUCACCAUCAAUGAGAUCAGCGAGAUCACAAGUGUAAAGAAAGAAGAUGUAAUUUCAACACUUCAGUACCUCAACCUCAUCAACUACUACAAGGGUCAGUACAUCCUGACACUUUCAGAGGACAUUGUGGAUGGACACGAAAGAGCGAUGCAGAAGAGACACUUGCGCAUAGAUCCAAAAUGCCUUCACUUCACACCUAAGGACUGGAGCAAGAGGGGCAAGUGGUAGAUACCCUGCCUGGUUCACUGCACACCCUCCCCACAUGGCAACUCCAACCCACCGGUGGAUCAGAUAAAGGUUUUUGUUAAGCUGUUGGAACCCAGGACUUCUCUUCAGAUAACAAACACAAUCUUUUUCUUUAGAUGCGCACACUUUUAUUGUGAAUAUUCCUUAUCUAUAUUGUGAAUUCAAACUUGGGGACAAAACCGAGACUGGUUGAUGGUGACAUCACCAAAUAAUACACCUUCUACUGUGUGAAAGACCCUGUUUAUGACCAACAGUGCGUUAAAAGUGACAUCUGGUGUCUGUUAGUGUAAAUUCAAGCCUAAAGUGGCAAAACCUAACGAAAACAUGAUGGUGGUUUCAUAGAUAAAAAAUUUGAGCUCAGUUGUGAAUUGUCUCAUCACAUUAUUGUAAAAACCACAAAGGGGGUUUCUUAGCGUUUUUUCGUCUACAUCCGUUCUUUCUGCGUCAAAGUCAUUAAAAGUAUUUAUGUGUCCCAGAAAGGUUUGUUUGUAAAGACCAGUCAACAGAAUUCUUCAACUCUUUCCAGUACGAUAAUGUUUUUGUUUUUACUCAUAACUGAGAAACAGUAGGUGAUGGGGAAAAAAAAAAUAUUGGUUGAGCUCAUGUCCAAACAGCACUCCAGAACUUAGUCACCACUUUUCUACUUUUGAAUAGUGAUUUUUAUAUGAAGUGUGCAGGCUUCAAAAACACCUCUCUUCCCCUUUUACACUCAUGUAUUAACAGUGACUCAGUGAGAUAUAUAUUUGUGAGUAUGUAAACGAAGAGAAGGUACAAGAAAUCCAGUUUUCAGAUCUGUUUUGUCAGCAAAGUGUCCGCCCCGUUAGAUACGUCACCUCAACACACAGAUGAUAUUUCUUUGGUUUAUUUGGAUUCUGUUGGAUUGCCUGAACGCUACAAAUUCCAAUAAAUAUAAAUACAUUUUUUAAAAAAGACAUCAGUACAGUUAUAAUGUUGCUUAACGAACAACAUGGUCAGUUCAGGAUUGUUAUCUUUCACAGUGUUACCUCUGCUUUUCAUUUCCCUGUGUUUUUUAAAUAGUAUUUAUGCUCUGUGAUCAUUCAGGUGGAUAUUUCUUCUUUUUCACACAACCUGUCACCGUCAUCUGUGCAGUGCACAAAGAGACAAAUCAUUUCCCCAAGUUAAACUUAUGUUCCCCCCCAACUGUACAUACUGAACCUGAUUGUAAAAAGGAAAAAAAAGCUUAGAAGACAGAAGCCAUGUUGAACUGUUAGAGGAAUGUAAAUUUUGUGUACAGUUGUCUUUUUCUUUUCUUUUUUUUUACUUAAUGUAAACUAACUGGCUGCACAAUAUCAACAGGAAAAGACGUUAAGUGAUAUCUUAUGUUCAAUUUGUGUUUUUAUGUUUACAUGUCACAAAGGAUGUUGGAUUUUACCCUGUUGAAAUGAUUUAGCAUAUCUUUAAGUGAAACACAGUCAAGAGUAUGAUUUGAACAUUUGAUAUAAAAAAAAAAAGCUUGUCGAAUUGAUAAAAAACAUGUUUAAAAACCCACAA